AUGAUUGGGAGGGGAUUGGAACACCCGAAUCACAUGAUUGGGAGGGGAUUGGAACACCCGAAUCACAUGAUUGGGAGGGGAUUGGAACACCCGAAUCACAUGAUUGGGAGGGGAUUGGAACACCCGAAUCACAUGAUUGGGAGGGGAUUGGAACACCCGAAUCACAUGAUUGGGAGGGGAUUGGAACACCCGAAUCACAUGAUUGGGAGGGGAUUGGAACACCCGAAUCACAUGAUUGGGAGGGGAUUGGAACACCCGAAUCACAUGAUUGGGAGGGGAUUGGAACACCCGAAUCACAUGAUUGGGAGGGGAUUGGAACACCCGAAUCACAUGAUUGGGAGGGGAUUGGAACACCCGAAUCACAUGAUUGGGAGGGGAUUGGAACACCCGAAUCACAUGAUUGGGAGGGGAUUGGAACACCCGAAUCACAUGAUUGGGAGGGGAUUGGAACACCCGAAUCACAUGAUUGGGAGGGGAUUGGAACACCCGAAUCACAUGAUUGGGAGGGGAUUGGAACACCCGAAUCACAUGAUUGGGAGGGGAUUGGAACACCCGAAUCACAUGAUUGGGAGGGGAUUGGAACACACCGAAUCACAUGAUUGGGAGGGGAUUGGAACACCCGAAUCACAUGAUUGGGGAGGG
Molecule: messenger RNA, 642 nt
Organism: Staurois parvus
Lineage: Eukaryota; Metazoa; Chordata; Amphibia; Anura; Ranidae
Source: the annotation of a GenBank genome assembly